Molecule: messenger RNA, 1173 nt
Organism: Aureobasidium pullulans EXF-150
Lineage: Eukaryota; Fungi; Ascomycota; Dothideomycetes; Dothideales; Saccotheciaceae
Exons: 1
Coding region: 472-1158 (228 amino acids)
Source: RefSeq, a predicted model, not a curated record
GAUAUCCACUUCCCAAAAGAUGAAUGAACCUAGGUUGUGUCUGCAGUUGAUCCUCUGUUCGUGUCGCUGAUGGGUAGCUAUCGGAGGGCACAACACCGCGAGUAGUAGAUCAGUGAUCAGCGAGAUGUAACAAGGUAGGGUCUUGCCGAGCGGCUCUGUCCCAUUCCAACAAUCACUGCUUCAUCCUCUCGCAGCAUCUCUGCAUGAACACCCCGUAAGAAAGAAUUAUCUCGAUUCAGCAAGAGUCAUCUACAUCUGCUCCCACAUGGUGUUAAUGAUACCUGUCAUCAGAAAGAAAAGGCCUCAGGUGGGAGCCUGGUAUGGCUGCCAUCCACGUGGAAGAUAUCACAGUGAGUCAAGACUCAAGACGAUGAUAUUUACUCUCUCACGUCAAGACCCCAUCCGCUCCUACAUGUUAUCCCCAUCUUCAAAAAUCCCCAUUUCCAAAAAAGUCAUACCAAAGAACACAACAUGUCUAUCCAAAUAUCAACAUUCUCGCCAGCCAGAAACCAGUCACUUCGGUCACUCCUACUCCAACUCCAACUCCAAGAUAUCCCCGAGACCGAAACCGUAUUCGGAUACCUCUCUCAACCGCUAUUGGCACAAGCAUCCUCCUCCGAUCGUCUCGCAAUCCUACAAAUGCUCCUUCCAAAGACCGAACUGCAGUUGGAAUACUGGUUCGGCUCCGACUCGAAUCCGCACAACUGGGCCAUCACAUUUCCCCAUCUGGUCCGUGAAGGCUCCAAGGCUCACGAUACUAUGCGACGCUAUUUCAAGACGAUUGACCAACGUCACCUUAAACUCACAUGGAAAGAAUUCUGCGCGUCGAGUGUCAAGGAUACGUUUUUCCAGCAUACGAAUACCGUCACGUUUGCUGUCAGGUUGCAAGGUCCGGCAUAUAUGUAUGUCAUCGCGACAUUCGGCUCCGAUACGCUGCCAACCUUCGAGGCUGAGUUUUUCGAACUCGAGGAGUGUUUUAUCACUCUGGACGCGGAUUAUAUUCGAGAGCAAGUUGAGAUGAAGCUGGAGAAGUGGAGUACGGAUUUCCUGGAGCCGAUUUCUUUGUCGACUGGUUUGAUAGAAGCUAUGGUGGAUGAUCUGAGGGAGAUGAAGGAUGGGGGAUGUUGGCCUUUGCCUUGCUUCUCUUUUGAUUCUUAGCAAGUAGUCAUCGUG